CAACUAGGCCUUAAUUUCUUUUCUUUUCCUUUCGCUUCCCCUUCCUUUUCUCAUCUCCAACCUCUUUUGAUGUUCAUCUUCUUCCAGAUCCUUGUUCGCCAACCUUAGGGGUUUAAUCUUCUCUUUCUCUUCUUCCUUUGAACCAGGAUUUCUCCCUCUUCCUCUCCUUUCCUCUCCACUCAAACUUCACUUGGACUAGAUGUAGUUGCAACUUCGCACAAGGCUGAGAAAGGUAGCUAGAUCUGGGUCCCAUUCUCCUUCCUCUUCCUUUCCUUGGCGCUUUACAAACCCUAACUAAUUAACCUGCACAACCCCUUUCAAACACUUUUUUUCUUGUGUAGGACUUAAGGUUCCUGAGAUUUGAUUUUAAUCUCCGCAGCUUCGGCAAAGUAAAUAACCUAAACCAAACAAUUAGCUCUCCCUCUUCUCCAACCAUGUGCUUCACCAUUAAGUCAGAUUGCUUUAAAUGUGUUUAUGGCGGCGAUGGUGACUACAUCGACUUCACUUUGGCUCUGUUCUUGCCUCCAAUUGCCAUUUUGAAAUGAGAGGGAGUGGUGAUUGGUCCCCUACUUCCAUCUUUUUUUCUUUUUUCUUUUUUCUUUUUUCUUUUUUUUUUUCUGUUUGAAUGACUUAUGAAUUCUUCUCAAAGAAUCCAAAUCUGUAGGGAAAUUCUAUUUUGUUUCUAGUUUCUGGCAAAAAAGGAAGUGGUAGAAG
Messenger RNA from Rubroshorea leprosula, 714 nucleotides. NCBI's taxonomy places the organism in Eukaryota, Viridiplantae, Streptophyta, Magnoliopsida, Malvales, Dipterocarpaceae. The record is from the annotation of a GenBank genome assembly.